AUUGGAUAAUCAUUGUAAACAUGUCACUUCCUGUUGCCAGCUGGUGGCGCUAUAACCAUAAGUGACUAAUGACAUGUAGAUGUGUUCACUCCAGGACUCUUAUUAAUCAUGUGAAGUUUGGGACAGAUCAGACAUUGGAUAAUCAUUGUAAACAUGUCAUUUCCUGUUGCCAGCUGGUGGCGCUAUAACCAUAAGUGACUAUUGACAUGUAGAUGUGUUCAGUCCAGGACUCUUAUUAAUCAUGUGAAGUUUGGGACAGAUCAGACAUUGGAUAAUCAUUGUAAACAUGUCACUUCCUGUUGCCAGCUGGUGGCGCUAUAACCAUAAGUGACUAUUGACAUGUAGAUGUGUUCAGGUCAUGACUCUUAGCAAUCAUGUGAAGUUUGGGACAGAUCGGACACUGUAUGCCUGAGUUCCAGCAACCUGUUUCAUAGCGAAACAUCAAACUUUGGCUGGCCGAAACAGACACAAAUUUUAAUAUAGAAUCAAAUCCUUCGCAAUUUAGCAUCACAAAGGCCUUAAGAUGACACUCGCCAAAUAUGAUGAUGAUCCGACAAAAACUGUAGGAGGAGUUAGUUAAAGUAUGACUGCUGGAAAUGAGAAAAACUGAGCCAAAAUCUGAGAAAUAAUUCAAAAUAGCUGACUUCCUGUUUGGUUUAGGGUGUUGCUCCAAGAUACUUUUUUGUAGGGCUUGUAAUAAUACAUGAGCAUACCGAAAUUCGUACAUGUAAGUUAAACACAGUCCAAGGGCUGCUUCAUUCAAUAUUUGAAAGUGGCGCUAAAACAUGUUCCUUCAGGUUGCCAGCUGGUGGCGCUAUGGCUAUAAAUGAAAAUUGUUAUGUAGAUGUGUUCAGGUCAGGACUCUUAGCAAUCAUGUGAAAUUUGGGACAGAUCGGACACUGUAUGCAUGAGUUCCAGCAACUUCCUGUUUCAUUGGAAAACAUCAAACUUUGUCGGGCCAGAACCGACACAAAUUUUUACGUAGAGUCAAAUCCUUCGCAAUUUAGCAUCACAAAGGCCUUAAGAUGACACUCACCAAAUAUGAAGAUGAUCCGACGAAAACUGUAGGAGGAGUUAGUUAAAGUAUGACGCCUGGAAAUGACAAAAACUGCGCCCAAAUCACAAAAAUAACUCAGAAUAGCUGACUUCCUGUUUGGUUUACGGCUUCGCUCCAAGAGACUUUUUUGUAGGUCUUGUCAUGCUACAGACGCGUACCGAAUUUCGUAAUUGUACGUCAAACACAGUCCGAGGGCUGCUUCGUUGAAAAUUUGUAGGUGGCGCUAUAGAGCCAUUUUCUCACGCCUUAUUCUAAAGCAUACACCACAUGUAAAUUUUCAUCACUCUUGACAUCUGUGCAAAAUUUCAUGAGUUUUCGAGUAUGUUUAGGCCCUCUAAAGUCCCGCUGAAGUCGGAGAAAAAGAAAAAAAAGAAUAAUAACUCCUUGAAGAACAAUAGGGUCCUCACACCCCGGUGUGCUCGGGCCCUAAAAAUUGCAAAAACUGGAGAGACGCUCCGCCAUUGACUGUUGGAGGAAGCUUCUGGGAGAUUUGGGGCUGAAAACCGACGCCGACACGGCAGACUUUUGUUGAACAGGCAUUGCACUUCUGAGGUCAUCACCAUCUUUCUUCAGCCAACCAAAAUGAUUCUCACCAACCACCCCAGCUCUGCUAAGCUUGAUGUUGGAGGUCUGCUGUUUUUGAAACAGGGGACCACUGUCCAUUAAAGGCUUCAUAAACCAUUUAACAAAAUCACAUAAGAUAGGGUAGUUCAUACUCCAUGCGAUGUGCCAUACAAUGGAAGGGCCAUGUUCCUUAUCACAUCUGGAUACUGCAAAGCUCCUGUCUCCUCAACAAUUUACGAACUAAUCAAUUAUUAAAUGAAGAAAUGCUAUGGAAAAGCAAAGAUAUUUCUUCCUGUGGAGUUUGAGUCUUAAAUUUAGUAAUUACUGUUUAAUGGCAUAAAUAAAAGUUAAAUAUUAUGUUAUUUUAAAAGCAUCAUGUAUCUUUCUUCAUUCCUAAUGUAUUCUACUAGUAGUGUGUCAGGCACUUUAACCCUUAUGAAAAAAGCCAAGGAAAAUAGAGAGCAUCAUAUCAAAACAACUGUUUAUUUGCACAUGCAACAUUAAACUAUGGUAUACAUCUCUGUUUUCAUUACAAUAUUGAAAAGGAUGAGUAUUUGGAGUCUACAGUACUGCUUGCUCCAUCUCCAGCAAAGAUAAAAACAUCCCUAGAAAAAGGAGUCAUUCACAUAGUAUUCCUCUUUUUACAACCGCAACACAUUUUACACAGACAACACAGCAUCUGGAGGACGUAUAUGAUCCUCACCAGUGUAAUUUAUUGUUUUUUUCCUGUGUGUGUCUAAUGAUAAUAAAAAAAUUAUAAUUGAUCAAUUAUACUUUGAAGGAUAAAUGCAAAACUACUAUAUUUACUAUAAAGCUAUCUAAACCAAUAGCAGCUUCAUAAGACUUAAGGUGGUAAUCAAAGGGACUAACAAACAAAUAUAAUGCAUAUGAGUUGACCUAUGAAAACAUAAUGUCCUGUUUUCAUUUGUCAGUUACCAGUUAGGCUUUAGAAGCAUGAUAAAGUUAAAGUGUAUUUAAAAAUAUAGUUUGGAAAAAUGUGUGAAAGUGGUCAUGAAUUUCAAGGGUUGAACGAUUAUAGUUAACUGUUUAAAAAUAUGUAGUUGUAGCCUACUAAUGCUUUUAUAAAAUGCUCAAAAUAUAUUUUAGAUAACAUCCUGUGAUUUCCAAGCCUUGUUUGUUUCUGUGUUUUCAAAGCUCCACACCAGUAGGUGGUGGUAAAGAAAACAGUGUAGGUACGUGUUAACGCGUAAAUCACGUGUUAACACGCAUUUACGCGUUAACACGUAGUGCGUGUUAACACGUGAUUUACGCGUUAACACGUAGUGCGUGUUAACACGUAUUUUUAACAUGUUUUUUCCCUGUUGGCCUUCCAUAUAACACGCAGUACGCGUUAAUGCGUAUGUUUCACACGUUUUGUCCCUUUUGGCUUUCCAUACGUCAGGUUACACCUCCGUGGAGUCACCGAGGACAACAACACAACCAGGAUGCGUUCCACUCCAGUUUUAGACACACACUCGCAAACUUCCCUAAGCACUUCCCCUCUGGGGAAUCCCUGUCGCCAUUUUGAAGUGCGUUCCAGUUCGUCAAGUGGACGAGGGAAGUUUGUAUGGACAGACCCUCGCUCCCUCGAUUUUGACCAAGGAAGCGAGUCUGCUUCAUAUGUACACUUCAUGCAGCUUCAUAUCCCACAAUGCAACACGAUUGUGACGUCACUUCUGCAACUCGCGCUUUGCACAUGGAGGGGGCGGUCUCCACUUUCCAUGUGAUCAAGGGCUUAGGGAGAUCCAUUUGAACCCGGAUAUCUAUAAAUAGAUAUCCGGUUUGUGACGUCACGCUAAACAGAUCGUGCAUCGUAGCUCCGUCGAGUUCAUCAUCUAAAAGCUUUUUUUUUUACCAUCUUAUUCCUAUUUAUAUAAUAUAACUUAUUAGUUUUACAUAGGAAUACUUUACCGUGACGAUUAUUGAGCAGUACUACCACGUGAAACUAUUUAUCACUAAUAAACAGUUAGCAUAUAGCCCGCUAGCAUCCACACGGUGGAGGCUGAAGCUAGCAUUUUCCGAUCUAAUGGCGGAUUCAUCUGAUAUAUGCUUUUCUGACCUAUCCUCACCUGAGCGGGAAGCUGUGGAGGAGUUGUUUCCCGGUUUUAGCAGAUCCAAGGCGAGGUACAGCGCCCACUUCACCCUGCCUUCCGACGUCCACAAGCGAGCAACAAACAUGCAUUCCACGCGAUGCAGCUUCACGGACCGUGAACGACAUGAAAGCGAUCGGGAAGCUGUGGAGGAACCGCUGCCCGGCCUUCGCAGAUUCGGCAAGCCAAACAUCACCCUGACCCCAGACGUUCGCAGGCGACCGAGGCGUGUCACAACCGAACACCCCACGCGAUGCAGCUCCGGGGACCGCGUUCGGGUAAACGAAGACGCCAUCGCCCAGCAUGAAAGCGGUAAGACUCCGCUUGUUAUUGUAACAUGUACUACUUGCCACAUGUAUAGUUUAGCUUCUGCUGUUAGCAUAGAGGGGUUUACAUGCACUAAGUGUAUUGAAGUAUUAAGGUUAACUGAGAAGGUUGCUGAACUAGAAUCGCGCAUCCGAACGCUAGUUGAGGAUAUCAAAACCGCUAAUGUUACUGUCGCAAAUAAUCUAUCGAGCGAAAAGACUAAUGGCUCGGUUCCGACAUCAGAUGCUAAUAUAAAUAUUACAAAUACUGUAUCGAGCGCGCAUAGUGUUUAUCAAAAUACACAUGGCUCGGUUCCGUCAUCAGAGUCAAGUCGGCGGUCAAACUGGGUGACUGUUAGGCGGCAUAGUCAUAUAAGGCGUCCUUCUAAGACCCAUAACGUAACGACAAUUUCUAACAGAUUCGAUCCCCUAAGGAGUACACCAGCUGAAACACCUUUUAAAAGUGCCCUGGUCAUUGGAGAUUCUAUACUCAGGAACACUAACAUUGAGGCACCAAACACCAUAGUCGACUGUAUACCGGGAGCCAGAACGUCUGACAUUAGAUCCAAACUUAAAGUGCUGGCUAAUGCUAAGCGGAAGUUUUCUAAGAUUGUUAUUCACGCCGGCACGAAUGACACUAGGCUCCGCCAGUCGGAAAUCACCAAAGAUAAUAUUAAGGAGAUGUGUGAAAUUGCAAAAACAAUGUCAGACAAUGUAAUAUGCUCUGGUCCCCUCCCCGCCUACCGGGGAGAUGAAACACAUAGUAGAUUAGUGUCUCUCAAUGGAUGGAUGUCAAAGUGGUGCCCUCAGCAUAACGUAGGGUUUAUAGACAAUUGGAAGCAUUUCUGGGGAAGACCAUUUCUCCUAACCCGAGAUGGCCUUCAUCCGUCAUCGGAAGGAAGUGCUAUACUCACUAAAAAUCUGAUCAAUAGUCUUAAUUCUGAUAUAGUCUGACUAUCCAGGGCCCAGGUCAGGAAACAGACGGAUCGGCUUAACCGUCCAUCUGUUAGCUGCCGUGAUAUGUCAAGACCACUUAUAUCCCAGCACUUCGAGUCAAUCUUACCGAAAUAUCAGCACAUUUCAACUGUAUCUGUUCCCCGAACAAAUAAAUACAGGGCACCGCUUGUUACAUCUGGUACAAAUCUGAUUCAAAUAAAAUUAGAAAACAAUACAUUAACAGAUGAAUCUCGAAUCUUAAAAUUCGGCCUUCUUAACAUUAGAUCGCUUACCAAUAAAGAACCUAUUGUCAAUGAAAUAAUUACAGACCAAAACUUAGAUGUACUCUGUUUAACAGAAACCUGGCUUAAAGCAGACGACUACAUUAGUUUACAUGAAUCCACCCCACAAGACUAUUAUUAUAAACACGAACCUCGAUUAAAGGGGAGAGGGGGUGGUGUAGCUACAAUAUACAACACAAUGUUUAAAGUAAACCAAAAAUCUGAGCUAAAAUUUAAAUAAUUUGAAGUAAUGUUGUUAAAUAUGGAAAUAACUGAUCGUAACCACAAACAGCUUUCUUUUGCUUUAGCGACAAUCUAUAGACCACCGGGCCACCAUGCAGAUUUCCUUAAUGAAAUAGCAGAUUUCCUAUCUGAGCUUGUAGUCACUGUAGAUAAAGCUCUUAUUGUUGGUGAUUUUAAUGUCCAUGUGGACAACCCAAAAGACGCAUUAGGACGUGCGUUUAUAGAUGUUCUAAAUUCUCUCAAUAUUAGACAAAACGUGACAGGGCCAACGCAUACUCGUAAUCACACAUUAGACUUAAUUCUGUCACUCGGACUCAAUAUUAAUGACGUCGAAAUAUCACCUCAGAGUGAGGCAGUUUCUGACCAUUACCUUGUGUCAUACACUGUACUUCUAGAUAGGAUCACUCAAUCUACAACAUGCUACCGACUAGCCAGAACAAUAAUUUCCACCACUAAAGAUAGCUUUAUUAGCACUCUUCCAGACCUGUCCCAAAUGAAACAUGUAGCAGAUAACUGUGACGAUCUAGAUAUUGAAAUAGAAAACCUAAACAAUGUCUGUUCUAACACAUUGGAUGCCGUUGCUCCCAUUCGAAAAAAGAGAUUCAAAGAAAAACCGCCAGCUCCAUGGUAUGACCAUCACACAGCAGCCCUUAAAAAGGCAGCUAGAAAAAUGGAAAGAAAUUAUAGAAGCACAAAGUUAGAAGUAUGGCGCGCAGCAUGGAAACAGAGUGUUAAACACUACAGACAGGCUAUUAAAACCGCCAGAUCUACAUAUCUUAGCAAGCUUAUAAAUGAGAAUCAUAAUAACCCUCGUUUCCUCUUUAGCACAGUUGCAAAACUGACUAGAAACAAAGAACAAACAGAAACCAAUAGUAAACUUCAACACAAUAGUAACGACUUCAUGAACUUCUUUUCUAACAAAAUUUCGGCUAUUAGGGAAAACAUCGUAGCUACCCAGGCAGCCACCACUCUACCCAUUAGUUCACUUAACACUAGACUACCAUGCGAACAUCUUGAUUCAUUUAAACCUACUACAAUAGAUGAGCUCUCUAAACUAGUCACAUCAUCCAAAUCAUCGUCCUGUAUAUUAGACCCCGUUCCCACAAAACUACUUAAAGAAGUAUUCCCUGUAGUGUCAACCCCGGUUCUAAAUAUCUUUAACUCAUCGCUAGAAAUAGGAUACGUUCCAACAGCUUUCAAACUAGCAGUUAUUAAACCGCUGAUUAAAAAACCACAGCUUGACCAAGGAGAACUUAAUAACUUUAGACCAAUCUCAAAUCUCCCUUUUCUUUCGAAAAUAUUAGAAAAGGUAGUGGCAAGCCAGUUACGCACAUUCUUGACAAAUAAUAGUACAUAUGAAAAGUUCCAAUCAGGAUUCAGGCCCCACCAUAGCACAGAGACAGCGUUGCUUAGAGUUACAAAUGACCUCCUAUUAACAUCCGAUCGUGGUGAAAUCUCAAUUCUUAUAUUACUAGACCUUAGUGCAGCAUUUGACACAAUAGACCACAGAAUCCUACUCCAUAGACUAGAAAACUAUGUUGGUAUCAGUGGUCAGGCGCUAGCCUGGUUUAGGUCAUAUCUAACCAAUCGCUAUCACUUUGUUUAUGUAAAUGAGGAGGAGUCAUAUCACUCCCUGGUUAAAUACGGUGUACCGCAGGGAUCAGUUUUAGGUCCUAUCCUGUUCUCGUUAUACAUGUUACCCCUAGGAGACAUUAUCAGGAAACAUAACAUAAGUUUUCACUGCUAUGCGGAUGAUACCCAGCUUUACAUCUCCUCGCAUCCCAGCGAAACACACACGUUUUCUAAGCUAAAAGACUGCAUUAGCGAUGUUAGUGACUGGAUGGCACAUAACUUUCUUAAGCUCAACUCCAAUAAGACAGAGGUACUUAUUAUUGAACCAAAUCGCUACAAACAUAUGUCAGAUUACAAAUUGCACAUAGAUGGCUGUACUGUGGUGCCAUCUUCCACGGUUAGGAACUUAGGUGUGAUGUUCGACAGCAACUUAUCCUUUGAUAGUCAUAUCGCCAACAUCUGCCGCACAGCAUUCUUCCAUCUUAGAAAUAUCUCAAAAAUACGCCAUAUACUGUCUACAUCUGACGCAGAGAAGCUUAUUCAUGCUUUUAUGACCUCUAGAAUAGACUAUUGUAACUCGCUACUCGGGGGAUGCCAUUCAAAUCAGGUCAACAAGCUUCAGCUAGUUCAAAACGCUUCUGCAAGGGUACUUACUCGAUCUAAGAAGUAUGACCACAUAAGCCCAAUUCUGGCAUCUUUACACUGGCUACCAGUUAAAUAUCGCAUCCAAUUUAAAAUAUCACUAAUCACCUACAAAGCUUUAAAUGGCUUAGCACCCUCAUAUCUUAGAGAAUUACUAUCAGAAUACAAUCCAUCACGCACACUACGGUCGCACAAUUCUGGCCUAUUGAUUAUCCCUAGACUAUCAAAAGUGUCUAAAAGUGGAAGAUCCUUUUCCUACUUAGCCCCUAAGCUCUGGAAUGAUUUACCAACCGAUGUCCGAGAAUCAGACACAGUCGAUCAUUUUAAAUCUAGACUUAAAACUUUUCUCUUCAACAAAGCAUUCGCAUAAUUUGUCUAGUAAAGGUUCUUAACUCGCAAUAGUUAUUUUCACGGAACAAAGCACUCACGGUCAUAACACAGACCAACCAAAUAAAUAAAUAAAAACCUUUUCUGCAUGAACACUUAAAAUGAAUUGCAUUAAAUAGUUUGCCACCGUUUGCCACUGAACCUGCAUUAACGACGACAGUGGGGCUUCCGGCCUUAGUCAAACGGUUUGGCACGUAUGGUCGGGUUGCGAUUUUGGUGCUUUCGUGUGUCUUGUGAAUAGUAUGCCAUACAGACCCGUUUGCCACUGAACCUGCAUUAACGACGACAGUGGGGCCUCCAGCCUUAGUCAAACGGGUUGGUAUGUAUGGUCGGGUUGCGUUUUUCGCGCUUUCGUGUGUCUUGUGAAUAGUAUGCCAUACAUACCCGUUUGCCACUGAACCUGCAUUAACGACGACAGUGGGGCCUCCAGCCUUAGUCAAACGGGUUGGCACGUAUGGUCGGGUUGCGAUUUUGGCGCUAUCGUAAGUCUUAUGAAUAGUAUGCCAUACAGACCCGUUUGCCACUGAACCUGCAUUAACGACGACAGUGGGGCCUCCAGCCUUAGUCAAACGGGUUGGUAUGUAUGGUCGGGUUGCGAUUUUGGCGCUAUCGUAAGUCUUAUGAAUAGUAUGCCAUACAGACCCGUUUGCCACUGAACCUGCAUUAACGACGACAGUGGGGCUUCCGGCCUUAGUCAAACGGGUUAACACGUAUGGUCGGGUUGAGAUGUUUUUGGCGUUUUCUCCUGGUCCUGUAAAUGGUAUACAAUAUAGACCCGUUUGCCACUGAACCUGCAUUAACGACGACAGUGGGGCUUUAGGCCUUAGUCAAACGGGUCGUCAGGUUUCAUUUUCUCUUAAAGAUCAGAAGGUGACCCUUAUUUACCAUAUAUACCCUCGCAUUGGGCCCCCAAUUUGCUAAAUCCUCAACUGUGGAUAACAUAAUUAUGCCGCAAUAUUUAGUCUGUCUGGAACUAAGCUGAGUUAAACCACAUCACUGUGUGACACUUCAAUACAUAUGAACGGCCGCUACGCUAAUACGGUUUUGUUUUUCCCUCCCUGUCUCGUCCUCGACCCGAGGACGAGACAAACAGACCCAGUCCCGGUAGAUGUGAAAGUCGGCACACCUCUGAUCUACUGGCUGUCCUUCAACGUUAUGCCCAGCUGAUACCUGACCAACGAUCACCGGCAGAACCGCUUAAUCUCCGCUUAAUCUCCGCUAAAUCUCCAUUUCCGUUCUCCCAAGGGUUUUUCCCUCCUAGGACUUAUUUUUCCUCGGAUAAAAGCCCGGGGUUUUUUUUCUCCUAGGGGGUUUUUCACCCCGGGGAGGCAGCCUUUUUGGGCUUUACCUAGCUUCCUCUUCUAUACGUUGCUUUAGUAAUACGUGCAAUUAUAAUAUUGAGUCAUAGCCGCAGCAAAUUUAACUGCUCAUGCUAUCAUGUAUUUUGUUGUGCUAUCUGUCGUUUUCUGUGCUUUUCACUGCUUCUAUUUAUGUAAAGCUGCUUUGAAACAAUUGACUUUUGUGAAAAGCGCUAUAUAAAUAAAAUUGAAUUGAAUUGAAUUGAACCCACUUCAGCCCUGCGUUCCAGUUCGUUUUUUUAUGAACUUCCCUCGCUAACUUCCCUCAGUCUCGUUCACUCGGAUGUACGUCAUUGCUUACGUUGUACGAGUGCCCACUACUGCUAAAACACUUGAAGUAGGUUCAAAUGGAUCGCCCUAAGCCCUUGAUCACAUGGAAAGUGGAGACCGCCCCUCCAUGUGCAAAGCGCAAGUUGCUGAAGUGACGUCACAAUCGUGAUGCAUUGUGGGAUAUGGAGCUGCCUGAAGUGUACAUAUGAAGUAGACUCGCUCCCUCGGUCAAAAUCGAGGGAGCGAGGGUCUGUCCAUACAAACUUCCCUCGUUCACUUGACAAAGUGGAACGCACUUCAAAAUGGCGACAGGGAUUCCCCCGAGGGGAAGUGUUUAGGGAAGUUUGCGAGUGCGUGUCUAAAACUGGAGUGGAACGCACCCCAGGUGUUCUAGCAGUAGUGGGCACUCAUACAACGUAAGCAAUGACGUACAUCCGAGUGAACGAGACUGAGGGAAGUUAGCGAGGGAAGUUCAUAAAAAAACGAACUGGAACGCAGGGCCAGUAGGGGUUCAGAUAAAAAUCGGCAGCCGGCAGCAGGAAGUGGCUGCCAUUGACAGCCAGAAGGCAGUUACUGGCAGCCUGAAGGUAGGCGGGACCUGACAGUCGUUAACAGCCAAUCAAUAUCGACCAACGUGAACUCAACCAAUCACAUAUAACUACAACAGCAGCCAUUGCAUGCUUUAGAAAUGGCAGCGAUUGAUCGAGCACCGGUAAGUUUGUAAACGGAGUAAUGAAUGUAAGUUUGAUUUUAACUGUUAUCUUAGUAAACGAUAGUGUAACUUUGCCUAUUUUAGUUUAAAUGUUACAUUUAUUCUAAUUCGUGUUAGAAACGUAGUUUGUGUACCAUGUUACAUCAUGUAUAAUUGUUGAUGUUGGGGGGCUAAUAACGUACUUCAAAUACAACGUUUACAAUUAAAUAUUAACGUUUGUUAACGUGUUAUUAAGAGUCUAUUGAAUAAUAUCAAAUUAAUGUUGUUUGACUGGAUUUAUAGAAGAUACAAGUGCAACACUGUUUAUACUUUUGUGUUUAAUUUUUCAAGUGAUUGUGUGAUAUCCAUCAACUUAUUGAUUUUUUUUCUUUUACUAUAACAAUUGACAAAACGGUUAUUUUAACAACUACUCUUCUAUUUUUGCCUUCACCUUUUGUGUACCUGACUAUCAGUUAUGACAGGUAAGAAGCCAUUACAUUUCCAAAAUCUUACUAACUUAAGUGAAUUAAUUUUUGUUUUGUUUGUUUGUUUUUAUUUUUAGGAAGAAGCAGUGCACAUCAACCAUGUUGGAAGCAUUCAUGAGACAAAAUGGCAGGAGAAAGAAGUGCAGAACAUCGGAGUAAAUCUUGAACAUCUUGAUGUUGCCAGAUGCUGUCCUGUCAGAAGUUCUUCUUCACGUGGUCCUGGAGGAGGGUGAUGCUGCAUUGUUAAAUCUCUCUUUGGUUUGUUCCAAAUUCAGAAUUCUGGUGGACAUGGAAACACUUCUGCUGUCUUGAUGGUGUAACUAAAUGGAGUACAAAGUCUGAGCCAUCCCAGGACCUUUAGAAAAUGUUUACACUGCAGCCGACACUGCAAUGAAGGGUACAAUAACUGCUUACCAGGUUAUGUUGGAAGAGGAAAACGAGGAGCGAUGCAAGGCUUUUACUCUGAAAACACCCAUCCAGGGUUUUGCAGUUAGUGGUGCAUGAUGCUACAGGAGGAAUAACUCUGUAUAACACAUCAGUUCUGUUCUGAAAGUCUUGUAAAUACCUCCAGGAUUGUUGUUCGUGAUUCUGAUUGCUGACAUCUACUAGGGAGUGCCCCUAAUAUUAUGUGUAUGUAUAUAUAUAUAUAUAUAUAUAUAUAUAUAUAUAUAUAUAAACUUCUUCAUAUAUAUUUGUCUCAAAUCUCUUCUGCAAAUCAUGCACCAAAGGGUACUGUAUUUCUUAUGUUUUAUAUCUUAAGGACCACAAUGGAAAUAAGCCUAUGGGCUUUUUGUAUUUUUAUCCUUUUGAACACUUCAUGUUGAUUGUUCAAUAAAGUAUUUAAUCAAUUCAAUCAAUCAAAAUCUGUCUAAUACAUGUAUCUAAAGCUUUCUACUCUAAUUAACUUAUUAAUACAAAACUGUAUAUGUGUCUUUUAUUAAACAAUAUAAUAUAUAUUCUCAACUCUUUGCAUUAAAGCAACACUUGGAGUAUAAAAUAACAACACCGGUUUCUAAUGUUCUGAAGGAUUGCAUAUGAAAUUGGUUAUAAUACUUGGGUUAUAAAGUUUGGAUAAUUUGCAUAUUACACAACGUGUAUAUGUGUCUGUUUCUUGAGUUACUAAUGUAAAAAAAACAAGCAAAAUAAAAAGAUUUAAAAUAAAGGUCA
This is a messenger RNA of Paramisgurnus dabryanus, 12048 nucleotides long. RefSeq lists its product as uncharacterized. NCBI's taxonomy places the organism in Eukaryota, Metazoa, Chordata, Actinopteri, Cypriniformes, Cobitidae. The record is from RefSeq and is a predicted model, not a curated record.